Molecule: messenger RNA, 1887 nt
Organism: Oncorhynchus tshawytscha (Chinook salmon)
Lineage: Eukaryota; Metazoa; Chordata; Actinopteri; Salmoniformes; Salmonidae
Gene: pex11a
Product: peroxisomal biogenesis factor 11 alpha
Exons: 3
Coding region: 138-878 (246 amino acids)
Biological process (GO): regulation of peroxisome size; peroxisome fission
Cellular component (GO): peroxisomal membrane
Source: RefSeq, a predicted model, not a curated record
UGUCAAAUACCCUUAAAUAGCAUAGAUACAAAGGGGAGUCACCUAUCCAUCUCUAUGCAGUUGUUUUACUUUAGCCUCGGUUUGGCUGCAAGUUUGACAUUUUAUCUGCUGUUUGAAACAAUAAGGCACUGGUCGCAAUGGAGUCUUUUGUUAAAUUCACAAAUCAAAGUCAAGGAAGGGAUCGUAUUUUCAGGACAACCCAAUAUGCAUGUGCCUUGGUGAAGUAUUUGCUUCGCAAUAAUUCUGCAAGGAAAGAGCUUGUUGUCAAGCUGCAGAGUCUGGAGUCCAACAUGAGUUCUGGAAGGAAAUUGCUCAGACUGGGGAACACUGUGAAUUCCAUUGACGCUGCCAAGCGAACCUUGCAGCUCUCUGACCCUGUGUUGCGCCUCUGCCUUACUGUGGCGAACAUCAACCGCGCCCUUUACUUUAUCUGCGACAAUGUGCUCUGGGCCAGAAAUGUUGGCCUCGUCCCUGGUAUCGACAAGGAGCGCUGGAGCUUGAAUGCCUCUUGUUGCUACUUCCUGUCCCUGGUUAUGAGUCUGACCAGAGAUGUUUACGUAAUCACCCAGACUAUGGUUCAGAGAACCAGAGAGAGGCAGUUUCAGGAGAAAAUGGAUCAGCACCUCAAUGACAACCCUGAUGUGGCUACUGUUAUUGUUCCUCAACUGGAUGCUUUUCUGUUCCUGCUUUUCGAGAGUCUUAAAAGCCAUCCCUCGGUUACCCUUGACACACUGAAAAACAUUUGUGAUAUUUUCAUUCCACUGGACAGGCUGGGUGUGUACCGGUCAAACCCAGGAGUGGUGGGCUUUUGUGGGCUGAUUUCAUCUCUCUUAGGGAUAGUGUCAGUCUUGCAUCCCAGUUUGAAAAUCCAACCGUAACCUAGAGUUGAAGGAAAAUGAAAGGAGAUAGAAUUAUGAAAUGAAGAGAAGCCAUACACAGUACAAUGGGCAGAUGCCAGUACUAAGGUUUAUUGUCAUUUUUCAGGGGUACUAUCCUAUUUUGAAUCACUUCAGGGGAAGUUGCAUGCUAGUAGAAGUUCACUGAUUACAGCAACCCCUUCAGAUAGCAAUUAGGAGCUUAAAGGGCAAACACUUAUGAGUAGCCAAUGUUUAUGAUUACUGUUAGGACCAGCAACAGCUCAGCUCAGGUGGAUCCAUAUGUACCUUUUUAGACAUUUUCAAAAUUAAUAUAUUAUGAAGGGAACUUUGCAGUAUUUAGGAACCACAAAGACAAACGGGGCUGGACAGGGAUCUUAAUCAACUUUGUUUACUAGUGUUUAAUUGAGCCCGAGGAGGUUUGUGAUAUAUGGCAAAUAUACCACGGCUAAGGGCUGUUCUCAUGCACAACGCAACAUGGAGUGCCUCAACACAGCCCUUAGCCGUUGUAUAUUGGCCAUGUAUCAUAAAUCCCCAAGGUGCCUUAUUGCUCUUAUAUACUGGCUAAUGUAUUUAGAGCAGUAAAAAUGUUUUUUCAUACCCAUGGUAUACGGUCUGAUAUACCAUAGUUGUCAGCCAAUCAGCUUUCAGGGCUCGAACCACCCAGCAAUUUUUAAUUGAACGUAGAGCACUGUAGGUGGGGGGCCACAAUGCUUUAUUAACUAAAUAACGUGACGGAUCAUGAGUUGCGUGAUUCAGCAUUACCACACUGUCUCCUGUAUGUCUUUGAUUCCAAGGCCACUUUGUAUCAUGUGAAUUUGCACAGCCUGUGCAAUUGAUAAAAGGAAGCAUUCACAUUGGAAAUAAGGCCCUUAUGAUGUAGAAUAUAACUGAUUGACAUGAACACAAAUUCAAGUGUACUUUAGAUUGUGACCAAUUGGAGCAUUUACUAAACAAGUUUUGUUGAUGUCUUGUGUAAUUGUCAAAUCAUGUCCAGUAUUUUUCUUUAUCG